Molecule: messenger RNA, 2900 nt
Organism: Penaeus monodon (black tiger shrimp)
Lineage: Eukaryota; Metazoa; Arthropoda; Malacostraca; Decapoda; Penaeidae
Product: DNA repair and recombination protein RAD54B-like
Biological process (GO): reciprocal meiotic recombination; double-strand break repair via homologous recombination
Cellular component (GO): nucleus
Molecular function (GO): ATP binding; ATP-dependent chromatin remodeler activity; DNA translocase activity
Source: RefSeq, a predicted model, not a curated record
CGGGACAUGCGCCUCAGACCGCGGGAAGACGUGAACAGAAGGUCGCGCGAAUAGCUCCCUCGAUUUUCGUUUUUCUUUGAUACACUUGUGAGAUUUUUUUCUGUAAACAAACGCUUAAAAGAUGAGACGAUCUGCAGCACCGUCACAGCUACUGAAGAGAGCACAGUUCAGACCUCCUUUUGCCAAUCAGCCACCAGCCAAACGACCUUGUCUUGAAAGGCCACAUUCAGCUCAGGAGAAACAAUCAGAAUCUCAGGAAAGCGAAGCCCCACCAGAGUCAGCCUCCAAAGGACCCCUUCGAACCACAUCAGAUAUUCUAUCCUUGUUGAAGAAGCCCCAGAAUACCCAAGCUGGUAAUCAAAAUGAUAAACCUAGUAACUUGUCAUCAGGUGCCUCUGCAGUCAAUUACCCUUUAAGUGAAACAAAUAGUUACAGAGCCCCAGGUUUGUCCUCAUUCAAGUCUGUUGGGCUGAAACCAGGAGGAAGGCAAGCAUCCAUGGGUGAAAGUUUGGCCCAAGGAGGCACAGAAAAUGAGCAGCCACAGGAAACAAGGUAUUUCUCUGUUGUAUGGUGCAAGCUAUCACGCAAGAAACACAAGAAUUGGGAAGGAGAUGCAGUUCUCAUAGUGAAAGGAAGAUCAGUUAUACUUAAGGAUACUGAAGGAAAGGAGAUUGGUCGUGCAUCUGGGUACAAGAUGACAGAUUUAGCAACAUUAGAAGAGGGAAACACCCUUCCAGUUGGAGGCAAGGAAAUUGAGAUUCAAGGUGUAAUUAGUGCUGAGAGCUACGCAACUGGACAGUGCUUUAUGGCAGGAGUCAGCCAAGCCUCAACAGUUCCUGCUUCACCAGCUGUUGCCCCACGGCCCAAGCCUAAACCAUUUCGCCUUCCCACCCUUGGACGUGGUCCCAGUCGUGCUGGUGGACCACAAAUGGAGUGCAGUAGUCUCUUUGAUCCAACAAAGCCUAAUGCACUUGUAAUGCCAAGACCUCCACCACAACAUCAGUGGAAGCACAACUGUGCUAGUGCUCCUGUGGUAGAUGUUGUGAUUGAUCCCUACAUUAGUGGGAAAUUGCGACCCCAUCAGCAGAAUGGAGUUAUCUUCCUGUAUGAAUGUGUCAUGGGAUACAGAUUGAAUGAUAACUACGGAGCAAUUUUGGCUGAUGAAAUGGGACUUGGCAAGACCCUACAGUGUAUCACCUUGGCAGAGGAUUUCAUCAAACAACAACACUCAGCUGUGAUGAUUAUAUCUUAUGAAAUGUUCAUGAGAUGUGCUGAAGUAAUUGACAUUUACAAUUUUGACAUAUUGCUCUGUGAUGAGGGACACAGGCUUAAGAAUGCCAAUAUCAAGACAACUUCACUACUCUGUAGUUUGAACACCAGAAAAAGGAUCAUUCUAACAGGAACUCCCAUUCAGAAUGAUUUGCAGGAACUCUAUGCCCUAGUAGACUUUGUGAAUCCAGGAGUCCUUGGUACAUCCUCCUCUUUCAGACGAAUAUAUGAAGAACCCAUAAUUGCAUACCAGCAACCGAUGGCAACAGAUAGUGAGAAGGAAUUAGGAGAAACACGGGCAGCUCAGCUUAAUAGGACUACAUCCCUCUUUAUCCUCAGACGUACACAGGAAAUUAUUAACAGGUAUCUUCCAUCUAAGGUUGAGUACGUAGUGUUCUGCCAGCCCUCUGAAACACAGUUGAUGCUUUAUGAUGAGAUUGUUGGGUGCAAGACUCUUCGACAGUGUUUGAAUAGUAGUGAUGUGGGAGACCAUCUGUCGGCCAUUAUGGCACUUCGCAAACUUUGUAACCAUCCUGCACUUUUAGCCCAAGAUAAUGAGCAACAUUCACACAAAGAAAUGGCGAUGGAAUUAGCCAGUUUGCUUCCUGAACACAUAAAAUAUAACCAGUUUGAUGAAGCUGAUAGUGGAAAAUUGGCUGUAGUGUCAUGCAUUCUAUGGUCACUUGCUGAAGCUGGUAAUGAGAAAAUUGUUCUUGUAUCCAACUACACAUCAACCUUAGAUAUGCUGGCUAUUUUAUGUGAGCGCUACAACUAUCAGUACUUGAGACUCGAUGGUUCAGUCCCAACAGGGAAGAGGCAGGAACUGGUGGACAGAUUCAACAAUAAGUAUUCUAAAGACUUUGUCUUCCUCUUAAGUGCAAAGGCUGGAGGAGUUGGUUUAAACCUUAUAGGAGCCUCAAGGAUCCUUCUCUAUGACAUAGAUUGGAAUCCUGCAACAGACCUUCAAGCCAUGGCACGUGUGUGGAGAGAUGGUCAGCAGAAAAAAGUAUAUAUUUACAGGUUGUUAAUGACAGGAUCUCUAGAUGAGAAAAUGUAUCAGAGACAAGUUAGAAAGCAAGGACUGAGUGGAGCCGUAGUUGAUGCUCGUGACUCCGAGCGAGUUCACUUCUCCACUAAAGAACUCAAGGACUUGUUCACACUUCAUUCAAACACUGCCUGCCUAACACAUGAUAUGCUACAGUGCUCUUGUGAUCUUACAGGCAAGACCAUUGCAUUGCCAAACCCUGAAGAAAAUACUGAACCAGAGAGAUCUUGUCAACUUGGAGACCAUGGCCAGUACAGAUCCAGUUCUAACACUACAAUGGACCAGUUACAGAAGUGGUAUCAUAGUGCUGCACCUUUCUCCCCAGAGAUUAUAAGUGAUCCUUGCUUAGAGGCUGCCAGUGACUUCAUAACUUUCCUCUUUCAUAGUGUGUCUGACAGCUCAGUGAAGGAGAGGUCUGCUGUUCAGACUGAAGCUUAAGAAUGGACCACAUUAUUAUUUUGUUUUGGAUAUAUAGUAUGGAAAGGUAACUGAUUAAGUAGAUAAUAAUAUUGUUGUGGUAAAUAUCAAGCUGUUAUUCUCUGUACCUUAUGUUAUCAUAAUAUUAAUUAAAUCAAUUAAUGUUUGC